AUAGCAAUCACGACACCUUGAAAAUAAAACACAGACACAAAAAUAUCUAACAUUUCAGAACAGCGUAGAUAGUUUAGUAUUUUGUUAUUUUAUCUUUCAAUUAUAUAUUUGACUGACAAAACGUCAAGGUGCAAGCAAGCAUUUAAAAUAUUUAGCUAACAUUCAGCGUAAUCCUGAACUUUCACUGUUCAAAAAACUCCAGAGGACAGACUGUACCAUUUGAACGAGCUAGAGGGGUGUGUCGUCCAAGCCACGAAGUUCCGCUUCUGUGUGGAUCCUGGAAGAGAUUUUGGGAUAUAAAAUCAAGGAACUCUGUUAUGCAGCACUUUUGAGUUAAUCUCGUGAAUGACAUCAACUUCAUGACACAUUAAUUAAUCACGCGCAAACGAGAGAGUACUUGUGUCUCACUGCAAGCUCAAAAUAAUUCCUCACCCAGUCUCUCUGUCACUUCUACCGGUAGCGCGAGCCACACAACGCAGCCAUGGCCCGCGACGAUCAGCGCGCGCUACAGUAUGAACAAACUUUGAUGUAUGGUCGCUACACACAGGAGUUGGGGGCGUAUGCUAAAGAAGAGGCAGCUCGCCUGAGGGAGGAGGGGGGUUGGAGGCGCUCAGUCAAAGAACGCUCACGCUCCCUGGAACUUUUGGAGUACGACAGGGGCCGCUGUGCCAAGUGUCGCAUCUGUACGGUGCGCUGUCAGAAGUUCCUCAUCUCUCGUGUUGGUGAAGACUGGAUCUUCCUCAUCCUCCUGGGUCUAUUCAUGGCUCUGGUCAGCUGGGUGGUCGACUUCGCUAUUGCCAUCUGUCUACAAGCACAGAAGUGGAUGUACGGAGGCCUGGAGAGUAAUGUGUUUCUCCAGUACCUAGCCUGGGUCACCUACCCUGUGGUGCUCAUCACCUUCUCAGCUGGCUUCACACAGAUACUGGCCCCACAGGCCGUAGGUUCAGGUAUCCCAGAGAUGAAGACCAUUCUGAGGGGUGUAGUGCUGAAAGAAUACCUCACCUUUAAAACCUUUGUUGCCAAAGUCAUCGGUCUCACCUGUGCCCUGGGCAGUGGCAUGCCUCUGGGCAAGGAGGGUCCGUUUGUUCACAUUGCCAGUCUGUGUGCUGCACUCCUCAGCAAAUUCAUGUCUCUGUUUGGUGGAAUCUACGAGAAUGAGUCGAGAAACAUUGAGAUGUUGGCAGCUGCCUGUGCUGUGGGAGUGGGCUGCUGUUUCGCUGCCCCUAUAGGAGGUGUACUGUUCAGUAUUGAGGUAACUUCUACGUUCUUUGCGGUGAGGAAUUACUGGAGAGGGUUCUUCGCUGCCACUUUCAGUGCCUUCAUCUUCAGAGUCCUGGCCGUGUGGAAUAGAGACGAGGAGACCAUCACAGCUCUGUUUAAAACCCGUUUCCGUCUGGACUUCCCCUUUGACCUCCAGGAGCUCCCAGCCUUCGCUGUCAUUGGUAUUGCCAGUGGUUUUGGCGGGGCAUUGUUUGUCUACCUGAACAGAUUGAUAGUCCAGUUCAUCAGGAAACAGAAGACCAUCAACAAGUUCCUCAUGAAGAAGCGUCUGCUGUACCCAGCCCUGGUCACUCUGCUGGUGUCUACGUUAACCUUUCCCCCCGGCUUCGGACAGUUCAUGGCAGGCAAGCUUACCCAGAAGGAGUCUUUGGUGACGUUGCUAGAUAACCGGACAUGGGCCAAGCAGGGCAUAGCCGAGGGGUUUGACUACAUCGGCAACUCCCAGGCCUGGAAUCACACCCAGGUCAACGUCUUUGUUACCCUCGUCCUCUUCAUCGUCAUGAAGUUCUGGAUGUCUGCUCUGGCUACCACCAUCCCUGUGCCCUGUGGAGCCUUCAUGCCUGUCUUCGUCAUUGGGGCAGCGUUUGGCCGUCUGGUCGGGGAGAGCAUGGCCGCCUGGUUCCCUGAUGGCAUCCACUCUGAUGGCACCAUCUACCCCAUAGUGCCAGGAGGGUAUGCUGUCGUGGGUGCGGCGGCCUUGUCUGGAGCGGUGACCCACACGGUAUCGACGGCGGUCAUUGUGUUUGAGCUGACGGGUCAGAUCAGCCACAUCCUGCCGGUGAUGAUAGCAGUGAUACUGGCCAACGCCGUGGCCCAGUCCCUCCAGCCCUCGCUAUAUGACUCCAUCAUCAGGAUCAAGAAACUACCGUACCUCCCUGAGCUGGGCUGGGGACACCACGAGAAGUAUAAUAUUCGUGUGGAGGACAUCAUGAUCAGGGAUGUGAUGUACAUCACCCUCAACUGCUGCUACAGAGACCUGCAUGAUGUACUGCUGACUGGACACCUCAAGACCCUGGCCCUGCUCGAGUCCAGUGAGUCGAUGAUCCUGCUGGGUUCUAUUGAGCGUGUCCAGCUCCAGGCCCUCCUGUCCCUACAGCUGGGCCGGCCACGGAGGCUAGAGUACCUGAGAGACCGGGCUACUGCUGAGAAGAAGCGCCUGUCGAUGGUCUCCCACCCGGGCAGCGAGGAUGGCUCCCAGAGGGUUAACCAGGAGGUUCGGUUCCAGGUCAGCACAGAGACACAGGAGAACCAGAACCAUCGUGAAUACAGUAUUAUCUGGCUCCAUCUGCUUCAGUACCAGAUCUCCACAGAGGAGUCUUCCUUCAGUUCCACCCCUACCCCCUCCAUGAAGCCACUGAAGCCGGCCCUGAAGAGAUCCUCUGUGGUGGACCGCCCUCCUGAUAUACCCAUGCCCACAAGUCCACAGGACCACUCUGGCAACACCUUAAAGAAUCUCUUCUGUGUCAACCCUGAGACAGAAGGCCUGGAGGAUGACUUUGAUGUGGAUGAUGACAUGACCAUCAGAGAGAUUGCAGAGUGGGAGGAGAACCAGCUUGACGAGCAGGUGAACUUUGACAACUGCAAGAUCGACCCCGCCCCCUUCCAACUGGUGGAGCGCACCUCACUUCAUAAGACCCACACCAUCUUUUCUCUGCUGGGGUUGGACCAUGCCUACGUCACCAGCAUUGGACGACUCAUCGGAGUGGUGUCCCUCAAAGAGCUGCGGAAGGCCAUCGAGGGUUCUGUGGCAGUGAAGGGGGUGAAAGUGCGCCCCCCUCUGUCCAGUUUCCGGGACAGUGGCACCAGCGGCAGCAGCAGCAGCAAUAGCGAGAACGAAGCCACAGAGCUCCACAAGCUGUGGGACCGUCACAAAUCCAUGUCCCUCCCCCGGGAGCACCUGGCCUCCGACUCUGACGAGAAGUCCCAGUGAGGGGGAUGGGGACAGGGAGAUGGGGACAGAUUUUUGGGAGAGGUAUAUUGGAUGGGGAUUGGGACAGGUUAAUGUAGACAGGUAUAUUACCGAGGAGUGGGAUGAGCGUUGACCCCCCCCACUUAAAAACCACUACUGAUGCUGCAACCUCAUAGCUUGGAUCAAUAUUUAAUUCUGGAAUAUAGAGUUCCUCUCCAUCCCUCUCUCCUUUACCCCUCCUCCUGGUUGGCCUUUGGGCCCUACACUUACUCAGCUCUUAUGGAGGAGGGAUUGACUCACCACAGACUGGACCCUGCUCUCCACUAGGCUUGGGGGGGCCCACAACAGAAUAGAUCUGUGUGUUAGGGAGGGGAGAGGAGUUAAGGUGUCACUGCUUAACAAAGUUUGUCAGAACAAAAUGUAUAGAAUGUUUUGACUGUAAAAGGGAUUGCAUUUUCUUUUUUGCCAACUUUGGAAUUGGUGAGGAAAUGUUCAGUUUGUUUGCAUUUUGUGGACCUGUAAACGUUUCUUUCUGACCAGUCUUCCAUAUGCAGACGGUUCAACAGUGACAAGAAGAUAGGCUUGUGUACCGGUAUGGAUGUGAGUGUAUGUAUUGAGUGCAUGGACGCAUUGGUUGGUAUGUAUUUACACGACGAAAGUAGCGAAACCAACCACCUGCUUUAAUUCCUUUGUGAUUUGAAUCUUCUUAUCUUAUCAGACACAUUUCAGUCUUAUCAUUUCAGCAGUGUUCUAGUUUGUUCCCAUCUGUUUUAGUGACCUGGAACUGGAAAUAAGUAGCCUAGUGGUUAGAGCUAUGGGCCAGUAACCGAAAGGUCGCUGGUUCAAAUACCUGAGGCAACAAGAUGAAAAGUCUAUAUCUUUGAGCAACACUUAAACCUAAUUUGCUCCAGGCGUGCCGUACUACUAUGGCUAACCCGGUAAAACAACACAUUUCCCUGCAACUAUCUGGUGUGUGUGUAUGUGUAUGUAUGUGUAUGUGUAUGUGACAAUAACAAUGUGAGACCAGAACAGUAUGUGGUUCACCUUGCCUCUGUCGAGAGAACCACAUACUGUUCUGGUCUCACAUUGGGAGAUGUCUUCACCACUCUUUCUUUCAGUCCUCUCCCUCUACCCCUAUUAUUUUCUGUGUUACAUUAGUGCUUGAGUCUGGGUGAGAGAAUAGUCUACUCUAUGCAAACAGAUGUACAGUAUGUAUGUAGGUAUUCUGUAGAAUGGUGAAAUCAUGUGUUAACAUUUACCUCUCAGCAUGCUUCAACACACAUGCUGUGCACUCCUUUAAGAAAACACGGCCUCAAACACACACACACACAGGUUUUAAUAAGAGCCAGUCCAAGAGAAGAGGGCUUUCUCUAGAUGUGGCUCUUAAUAAGCCUGACUGAGUAUGUUGGGCUAGGGAGAGAGGAGGAGAGGAAGAAGGAGAGGGAAAAGAUGGAGAGUGAAUGGAAGAAUGAAAGCAUUUUCUGUUAUCUAAUCUGCUGUGUUAGGGAGUUUUCUUCAAUAGAACCCAGGGUAGCUUUCUGGUUGGCCAACUUCACAUCCCAACUGUCCAGUAAACACUACGGUGAUCAGAGUAAGGUCAGACCCAGACCACAUAGAACCAGUUUAAAUAAUGCUGACCAGUAGCCAACUGACUGAAACUAGAUAUCUGAACUAACUGACCAAAGAUCAAACAUCCAUACUGACCAAUUAGAAGCCGUCAGCAUUACCGAUCGGUGAUCUAUACAUGGCUAAUGAUAAAGCACUCCAUUGCUACUACAGUAUGAUUUAUCAAUAGUCCUACUGAUGUAUAGAGCUGCCUAGAGGACGUCUGGUUAUAUGGUUAAGAGUCUGACCUCAGUGAUUUUUGACUUAUUCAUGUAUUUUCCUCACAACAGUCAUUGGCUUAAUGUGCUGCAUGGUUUCCUUAGUCAUUUGAAUGUAUUUAACUAUUAAGUAUGUUUUGCUUGGUGAUAUAAGCCCCAAACUGGACAAGCCCAGUGUGCAGCUUCCAAUCAGAUCACAUACACUCCCUUAUUGAAUUGUCGGCAAAAAAAAAAAAAAAGUAAGUAUGGCCACUACUCGUUUUCUUUCAGUCUCUCAUUCGCUCUCUCUCUCACUGAUUGAUUAACAGGCAGGGGUCAUUUUGAGACUUCUUUCUUCCUCCCUCCUUUGUAAUGUUUGCACUGAAAGGCCUGAUGCCUCUGAAAAGGACUGAGCAGGGUCACUUCCUGUGUCAAACACUCUUUCCACCUGCAAUUGUUGUUAUUUGGAUUUACUGUUUUCACCCAGCAAUAUCAUAAUUUCUGCUCACAUACGCAAGCUCAGAGUAUCUAACUGUGCUUAUACACAUUCAGACUCCUUACUCAUUGCCACAUUGAAUAAAGGACACACACACACACUAACAUCUUCGCAGACUGACAUGCCCAUCCUCACAUGCAGAGAGACACACUCACACACCUUGAGUGACAGCAUGGCUUUGCAUGAAAGAGUGCAUGUGACUUUGAAGGCUGUGUUUUCAUAUUGUUAGAACUAUGACCAACGGAAUAUAUGAGAAAUAUACUGUUGUGUAUACAGGGUUGGAUAGGUUACUUUCUAAGUGUAACCCUGGGUGUAUAUCAUUUUAAUGGACAAUGUCAAUAUGCUGAUGGCUAUUUUGUUGAAUGUUUUUAUUCUCACUUAUUUUGCAUCUUUUCUCAUUGCAUUAGUUUUGAUCUAGGUUUGAUUGGCAUUCAUUCAUACAACGAGCUUUAAUCAUGGCUUAUUUUGGAAAAGGAGAUGGGCUUUUUGGGGAAUGUGUGGAUUUAAGACUUUGCUAUACGUUUACAGAUUUAACAUAGUUAACAUCAUUGCUGUAAUACAUGAUUGUUAAUUUAAAAUCUAACUGAUCUACAUUUCUAUCUAUGGAGUUGCUCUUCCUGCAACUCCUUUUUAGUUUUUGUUGCGUAUUGCUCUUUCCUGUCUGAUUGUUAUAAAAAGGUCCAAUGUUCAAUGUUUUUCCAGCCUUGCAGCAUGUACCCAACAUUUCUACAAUGUUUAUGUAUGUCAUUUGUAUAAUGCAAGUAACACUAUAACGCUAGCAGAAUGAGACCCACUACCUGAAGUAACAGGAACAUUUAACCAACGUUUAUAGAAUGUUUAAAGGACCCAUGGGUGUUCUCGGUGGUCUGUAUGACAUCGUCAUUUCACAAGUGCCUACAUCAUCCUGGCCCCUGCAUGGUAACAGGGGUAGGAUAGGUUUUCUCUGCAAAUGAAUGUGAAACGUUUUUAAGGGAUAGAAAUGACUACCCAUGUCUCUGCAUUUGAUAUGUAUAUAUACACACACACACACGAUGUGUCAGUACAGUGUGCAGCCAUGACAACUCUCCGUUGUCAGUCCCCAAGUCCCCAAAGGGACCAGCCAAAAUGCACGUUUGAUUUGCUUUGGGUUUUGUAUUUUUCAGAUGGGUUUUUCAUUAUUUUUCGUUUCUCUGAAGUCAUUCUAUCCUUAUUUCCUUUUCUGUUCUCUAUGGCAUCAUUUACUACAAGAUAGAUAUUUUAGGGCAGGCACAUAUUUAUUAAUAGGUAUUAAUCAAAAUAGAAGAAUCUGAUUUGUUCGUUUUUUUAUUAUUUUGAUUUGAAUGAUUAGGUAAUCAACUUGUACAAUAAUGAUUGUUCAUCUCACUUUCUAACCAGAUUUUAAUAUAUGACUUGACAUGAAUGCAAGAACCUUAUUUUUGUAAAGAAAUUGAAAAAUGUUAAACAAUAUGUACGUUAUGACACACACUGUCUGUUUGGUCCCAGGCCAUUUCUGGAUUCUGCUGCUUGUACUGUCUCUGUCUGACUCUGGACUGUAUGAUGUGUUAUAGGCCCACUAUGGAAACUCACUGGGGUCAAACCAGCCAGAGUUUAACAAGUCCAGUGCUAUUUUUCACAAUUUGUUUUUAUAUCAGGGAUGAAUAAAGACAUUUUUAACAAA
This is a messenger RNA of Oncorhynchus mykiss (rainbow trout), 7145 nucleotides long. The record is from RefSeq and is a predicted model, not a curated record. Lineage: Eukaryota; Metazoa; Chordata; Actinopteri; Salmoniformes; Salmonidae.